This is a messenger RNA of Loa loa (African eye worm), 606 nucleotides long. Its product is annotated as casein kinase II. Gene Ontology annotation, cellular component: cytoplasm; protein kinase CK2 complex. Bases 1 to 606 code for a protein of 201 amino acids. Gene Ontology annotation, molecular function: protein kinase regulator activity. Lineage: Eukaryota; Metazoa; Nematoda; Chromadorea; Rhabditida; Onchocercidae. The transcript has 5 exons. The record is from RefSeq and is a predicted model, not a curated record.
AUGAGUUGCUUCGAGAGAUCGUGGAUACCCUGGUUUUGUGAUAUCCAUGGAAAUGAAUUCUUCUGUGAGGUUGAUGAAAGUUUUAUCAAUGAUCGAUUCAAUUUAACUGGUUUGAGGGAGCUAGUGCCACAUUAUGAACGUGCUCUAGAUUUGAUUCUGGGCUUGGAUCCAUCAGGUAGUACAGGUGAGGAUGAGGAAGAAUAUUUAACCCGAAGUAAUGCUGAAGAACGUGAAGCUCGAACACUCUAUGGACUCAUUCAUGCACGUUAUAUUAUGACUGAUUCUGGUAUCAAUCAAAUGAUAACUAAAUGGAAUAAUGGUGAUUUCGGAUUUUGUCCUCGUUUCUAUUGCAACGAACAAAGUUUACUACCAAUUGGACUUUCCGAUAUUCCGGGAAUAUCAACGGUGAAAUUGUUUUGUCCUAAAUGUAUGGAUAUUUAUAUGCCAAAGAGUACAUAUCAUCAGGAUAUCGAUGGUGCAUUUUUUGGUACAAGUUUUCCUCAUAUGUUAUUCUUUGAGCAUCCAGAAUUAAGACCGAAGCGAUCAGUUGAUAAUUUUGUUCCACGAUUAUUUGGCUUCAAAAUACAUCCUACAGUAUAUGAAUAA